CCGCUAGCCAAAAGUACCGUGAGCUUCCGACCACAACAAAAAUUGCAUUCACCUCCUGCAACGUGGGCUGUGCCGUGGAUCAGCACUCGCAGCUGGUUCAAUUUACAGACCGCAAUUAUUACUGAAGUUCUUGGUUUAUUUUGAAAGGCGAAACAAUGGCUGACGCGGAAGGUGAGACGGUGGCAAAGACUCCCAAGCAGCUGGAGAAAGAGGCGAAGAAGUUAGCCAAGCUUGAAAAAUUCAAGGAAAAGCAAGACAAGAAAAAGUCGGACACCAGCCAACCAGCCAAGGAGAAGGCUGUGAAAAAAGAAAAGGUGAAGAAGGCGCCUAUGGAGGCUGCAAUGUAUGAUGUCCCGACAGCAGAGGGUGAUAAAAAAGACACAAGCAAUGCGAUGCCGUCCGCUUACAGCCCCCAAUACGUUGAGGCUGCCUGGUACCCGUGGUGGGAGAAGCAGGGCUUCUUCAAGCCUGAGUACGGAAGAGACCUCAACGUCGCCAACCCAAAAGGCAACUUUGUCAUGGUGAUCCCUCCGCCAAACGUGACUGGUUCACUUCACUUGGGACAUGCUCUGACCAAUGCCGUGGAAGAUGCAAUCACGAGAUGGAACCGAAUGAACGGAAAAACCACCUUGUGGGUGCCUGGUUGUGACCACGCCGGCAUUGCGACGCAGGUUGUCGUCGAAAAGAAGCUCUGGAGGGAGAGCAAAACCACCAGAUAUGAUUUGGGCAGGGAAAAGUUUGUCAGCAAAAUCUGGGAAUGGAAAAACGAAAAGGGUGACCGAAUUUAUCACCAAUUGAAGAAGCUUGGUUCCUCAUAUGACUGGAGCCGCGCUCGCUUUACAAUGGACCCAGACUUGUGUAAAGCGGUGACGGAAGCGUUUGUGCGUCUGCACGAAGAAGGCGAUAUCUACCGCAGCAGCCGACUGGUCAACUGGUCAUGCACUCUCAAGUCAGCCAUCUCAGACAUCGAGGUGGACAAGGUGGAGCUGCCUGGCCGCACCUUGCUGUCCAUCCCUGGCUACGAUGAGAAAGUCGAGUUUGGCGUGCUUGUCAACUUCGCCUACAAGAUUAUUGGUGGCGGCGAUGGGCCUGACGGAGAAGUGGUGGUUGCCACCACGAGAGUGGAGACCAUGCUUGGCGACACGGCCGUCGCUGUCCAUCCUGAGGACCCCAGGUACAAGCACUUGCACGGAAAGUUCAUCCAGCAUCCCUUCUGCAACAGGAAGAUUCCUAUUGUCUGUGAUGAAUUUGUUGACCGCGAAUUUGGAUCAGGUGCCGUGAAGAUCACUCCUGCCCAUGAUCCAAACGAUUAUGAAGUUGGGAAGCGGCACAACCUGCCAUUCAUCACCAUUUUCAGUGAUGAAGGAAUAAUCAUUGGAGACUACGGCGAGUUCACUGGUAUGAAGCGAUUUAACUGCAGGAGGGCAAUACUGAAGAGGUUGGAGGAGAAUGGUGUGUACCGAGGUACCCAGGACAAUCCCAUGGUGGUGCCAAUGUGCAGCCGCUCCAAAGACGUCGUUGAGCCGCUUAUAAAGCCGCAGUGGUAUGUGAAGUGCAGCACCAUGGCGCAGAAAGCGAUUGAGGUGGUGAAAAAUGGUGACCUGAAAAUCAUCCCGGAGAACCACACCAAGACCUGGUUCCACUGGAUGGAGAACAUCAGAGACUGGUGCAUUUCCAGGCAGCUCUGGUGGGGACACCGAAUUCCUGCCUAUCAGGUCUUCCUCAGUGAUGGAUCCAAAGCCACGGAGGAUGGAAUCGAAAUCUGGGUUAGUGGGCGAACGCAAGAAGAGGCUUUUGCAAAAGCUUCUGCCAAGCUGGGCCACAAGAACAUAAAACUGGAACAGGACCCUGAUGUACUAGACACUUGGUUCUCCUCUGGCCUCUUCCCAUUCUCCGUGAUGGGUUGGCCUGAAAAGACUCAGGAUUUGGAGCUUUUCUACCCAAACUCGCUUCUGGAAACCGGCCAUGACAUCAUUUUCUUCUGGGUGGCUAGAAUGGUUUUCUUUGGUCAGCGACUUCUAGGAAAACUGCCUUUCAAGGAGGUGUUCUUGCACUCAAUGGUGAGAGAUGCUCACGGCCGCAAAAUGAGCAAGUCUCUAGGCAAUGUCAUUGACCCAAUGGAUGUGAUCACUGGAAUUUCCCUUGAGGAUCUGCACAAAACGCUUGAAGGCAGCAACUUGGACCCCAAGGAGAUUGACAAGGCUAAAGCUGGUCAAAAGCAAGAUUACCCAAACGGCAUUCCUGAAUGUGGCGCUGACGCCAUGCGUUUUGCUCUCUGUGCCUACUUGGGCCAAGGCCGAGACAUCAAUUUGGACAUUCUUCGUGUGCAGGGAUACCGUUUCUUCUGCAACAAAUUGUGGAACGCUGCCAAGUUCUCUCUGUCUCACUUCAGUUCUGACUUCAAACCAGUGGCUGUGAGUGCCUUUACAAAUUCUAUGGCUGGUGAUGGUGGUGGUAGCAAUCUCUCUACACAAACUCUAAGCCUGCUCAAGCAAUUUGGCCAGCAGAAAAUUAAAAACUUCGCUCAGCUUGAUGAGUUUUUUGCUGACCACAGCUACAUCAAAGGAUUUAGCCACUCCAAAUGCGACGAGCAACUUUUGAACUCUCUUUCUAACGCUCCCAGCAACUAUUUGCACCUCAGUAGGUGGAUUCAACACGCUCAAAGUUUCGCAGAGGCUGGCAUGGCCAAGUCUUCUACUGGAUGCGAUUUGAAGGAAAUUAAGAGUCUUUCACUGUCCUCAAUCGACCGUUGGAUGCUGAGCCGUGUUGCGUACGCAGUGGAGACAUGCCAGAAGGGGUUUGAGAGCUAUGACUUCCCAGCAGCCACCACAGCCUGCUACAACUUGUGGCUCUACGACCUGUGUGACGUGUAUCUGGAGUGUCUGAAGCCAGUUUUUGGAUCUGGUGACGCAAGCGCGAAAACUGCAGCCCUGAACGUGCUGCACACCACACUGGACGUUUCACUGCGACUCCUCUCACCGUUUAUGCCAUUCCUUACUGAAGAGCUUUACCAGAGGCUGCCUGGACGAGACAAAUCCUCACCUGAGAGCAUCUGUGUGGCUCCUUACCCAGAGGUUGAAAAGUGCAAUUGGCGUGAUGAGAGCAUUGAAACCGAUGUCGAGUUUACCCAGAAAAUCGUGAAGGAAAUUCGAUCAGCUAGGUCCAACUACAAUUUGCUCAACAACGUUAAGACAGAAGUUUUCAUCAAAUGUUCCGAUGCUAAACUGAAGAGCCAGAUUGAAAAGUUUGCGUUGGCUAUUGGUACAUUGUGCUACUGCAGCAAGGUUGAGUUUGAGCAAGCACCGCCAGCGAGUGGAUGUGCGAUCUUGACUGUCAGCGACAAGUGCGAGGUCCACCUUGUUUUGCAGGGCAUCAUUGAUCCAGCUAAGGAGCUGGUGAAAAUUUCUAAGAGGAGAGAGCAGUUGCAGUCCACUGUGUCGAAAAUUCAGAAGGAUAUGGACAAGGCGGAUUACCAAACUAAGGUGCCGGAAGACGUGCAGCUCUCCAACAAGGAAAAGCUCGAAGCAGCCAUUGGAGAAUUGGAGAAACUUAGUUUAGCCGAGACAACUCUUCAAGCUUUUUAAUUGAUACUACAGCUCCUAAUUUAUUUUUUCAUAUGAAAUAUUGUUUAUAAUUGGCCUGAACAGUAAAUCGCACUAGAAAUUUGCUAUGGA
Messenger RNA from Cloeon dipterum, 3674 nucleotides. It is a transcript of the gene ValRS, whose product is annotated as Valyl-tRNA synthetase. Gene Ontology annotation, cellular component: cytosol. The transcript has 17 exons. Bases 156 to 3584 code for a protein of 1142 amino acids. The record is from RefSeq and is a predicted model, not a curated record. Gene Ontology annotation, molecular function: valine-tRNA ligase activity; aminoacyl-tRNA deacylase activity; ATP binding. Lineage: Eukaryota; Metazoa; Arthropoda; Insecta; Ephemeroptera; Baetidae. Gene Ontology annotation, biological process: valyl-tRNA aminoacylation.